AUGAAAGUUAUUCCUAUUUAUUCAGAUUUGCAGAUUGACAUUGCACAAUCAAGUUCACUCGGUAGCAGCAAGUCAGAUCUCCUUGUUACAUUUUCAAUUCAACAAGACUCCGCCAGCGUCAUAUUUCCAGAGAAAUCCAUCAUGUCAGACAUGUUGAGCCAGAUCAAACAACUGAAAUACAGCGCCAAAGUCGACUCUACCAACGAAAACAUCUAUGAGUGGGCAAAGCAUUAUUCCAAAUAUAGCGAACAAAAGCCAGAGAAAUUGCCACCUGCGAGAGCCAAUUCCCUACCAGCAUCUGAUGAUUUGGGAGACAGUUCACUACGUUAUGUCUUACCUUUGCAAAGAGCAGAAACUAUUGCCAAGAUCAACCUGAAGCGUACCAGAACUGUGAAUGAGCCAAGAGAGCGCAAAAUUACAUUUGAAGCGGCAAAAGAUCACUGGAUUAAUGCACAAUUGAUGAAGAAGGAGGAUGAGUUUGUCAGGUGGCAACAGACAAAUGUUUUUGUGGGUACAUGGAAUGUGCAUGGUAGCCUGCCUUCAUCUUCUUUGAAGACCUGGCUGCAGGGAACACUCAAAACCGAUGAUGGCACUCUCUUUGACCCUGACUUUUAUGUUAUCGGUCUUCAAGAGAUGGAAACAAACACCGAAGCAUAUAUUCGGUAUGACCCAACAAAAGAAAAUGCUUGGGUGAAAGCCAUCAUUGAGUCAUUGAAGGAUAAUGGAAAGGACUAUUACAAGGUUGAAUCUAAGCAGCUGGUAACCAUGCUCAUGAUUGUGAUUGCAAAGAAGAACCAUCGACCCUUCAUUUCAGAAGUGACAAGCACCUACGCAGGAGUCGGAUUAAUGAACAUGAUGGGCAAUAAGGGUGGCAUCUCGGUCCGUUUACGAUUUCACGAUAGCUAUCUUUGCUUUGUUACCAGUCAUUUGGCAGCGUUCACUGACAAAACCGAAAAGAGAAAUCAAGAUUUCACUGAAUUAUCUAAACGGCUCGUAUUCCCUCAAAGACCAGAUCCACUGACUGAAUAUGUCUUUUAUUCUUGGAAUGAUGGUGGUGAUGAAGGUGUGUCUUUCUUGGAAGCUAACAAUGUACUCAGAGACUGGAGAGCGGAAGCAUCUAUUUUUCAUAAUGACUUCUUGGUUUGGUGCGGCGAUUUGAACUAUCGAGUCAACUUGAAUGAAGCAGUUAUUAAGAACUGGCUUCGACAAGAUAGGUUGGAUGUAUUGUUGGAUUACGACCAGCUAUCCAUUGAACGAGAUGCAGGCAGAACUUUCCAGAUGUUUGAUGAGGGACCCAUCAACUUUGCACCUACUUACAAGUACGAUGCAGGCACGAACCUGUACGAUACCAGCGAAAAGCGACGAGCUCCCUCCUGGACAGACCGUAUUUUGUGGAAAAAGGACAGAAAAGGAACUGCUGAGCCAAGCCUGGAAUUGAAGAGUUACAAAGAUUGCAUGGAGAUGAUGAUGAGUGAUCAUAAGCCUGUAAGAGCUUUGCUGGCGAUGAAUGUUCGCAAGAUUGAUAGUCGACUUCAGAAGCAAACGCAAGAGAAACUCGUCAAGCAGCUCAAAGACAGCCAAGACGAUCAGCCUCGCGGUGAGAUUUCGUCUUCUUAUGUUGAUUUUGGAAAAGUGCAGUUCAUGGAGUACAAGGAGCAAAAUGUCAUUUUGACAAACACAGGUACUGUAUUGACAGUGUUUAAAUUCCUGCCAAAAGAUGCAGAUGGCACUGUUUUGCCUCCUUGGUUGCAAGUGAGCCCUUUGUCUGGCGUUGUGGCUCCUGGUGAAAAGGUGAUUAUCCGAUUUGAAGUUACUAUUGAUCCCACCAUCUCAGCUCCAUUGAACCGAGGAGAAGAGAAUAUGGACGACAUUCUGAUUCUGCGUCUGGAAAACAGCAAGGACUUUUUCAUUUCUGUCUCUGGAGACUACAUACCUACUUGCUUUGGCGUGCCCCUGGAGCAAUUAUCAGAGAUGGUUGUGCCUAUCAGUGAAGCAGCCGCAAAGAAUUUGCAAAGAAGCAAACCCGCUAAUGCCAACAACCCUCAGCAACCGCCUUCUCCAGUUCUGAAUCAGAUAGAUUUGCCAAAAGAGCUAUGGAAGUUGAUGAACUUUUUGUGGAAUGCCAAUAUGUUUAGAAUUGAAUCUUUGUUUUUGGAGCACGGCGAUCUCAUUGUAUCAACUUACAUUAGAAAAUGCUUGGAUAAUGGGGAGCAAUUUGAUACCAAUGUGCUGCUUGGCGGUGAGCCAGCUACUGCCGAUCAUGUCGAACCUAUAACAAGUCAAGAGCCAGAUGAGAGCGACGAGUUGUUUGAUGUCAAGAGCACUCUUUCUGAAUUGAGCUUGGAUAAUGAUAAACUUGGAAAAGAAGCUAUCAGCGCCAAUUCGAUGAUUGAUGUUUUAGUCGCCUUUUUGGAAUGCUUACCGGAGCCUGUUAUCACAACCAACAUGUAUGAGCGCGCCUUAGAGGCAUCUGAAUCUAUUGAGGCAAUGAACAUUCUCAAGGAAUCAUUGCCUCCUUUCCAUCGAAAUGUGCUAUUAUACAUUGGUAUGUUUUUGAGACAGGCAAUUGACAAAGCACCUGCUCCCGUGAAGAAACAAAGAGAGAGCCGUAUUAUUGAAUUGUUUACCGUCUUGCUAAGACCUCCCAUUGACUUCAAAGAGCGUAAUCCUGUUGUAGCAAAGGAAAAGCGUGAAAAGUUUAUAUCUCAAUUGUUGAAAUCACUUCAAACAUGA
Molecule: messenger RNA, 2733 nt
Organism: Mucor velutinosus
Lineage: Eukaryota; Fungi; Mucoromycota; Mucoromycetes; Mucorales; Mucoraceae
Exons: 11
Coding region: 1-2733 (910 amino acids)
Biological process (GO): phosphatidylinositol dephosphorylation; signal transduction
Molecular function (GO): phosphatidylinositol-4,5-bisphosphate 5-phosphatase activity
Source: RefSeq, a predicted model, not a curated record